This is a messenger RNA of Cottoperca gobio, 1859 nucleotides long. RefSeq names its product transport and golgi organization 2 homolog (Drosophila) (gene tango2). The coding region runs from base 373 to 1191 and encodes 272 amino acids. Gene Ontology annotation, biological process: protein secretion; Golgi organization. Gene Ontology annotation, cellular component: Golgi apparatus. The record is from RefSeq and is a predicted model, not a curated record. Lineage: Eukaryota; Metazoa; Chordata; Actinopteri; Perciformes; Bovichtidae. The transcript is spliced from 10 exons.
CGCCCGCUGUCGAGGUUUCUGAGACGACUGGAGACGCAAAUCGACGUCACUGAACGUGAACACUUCCCUUUAGAUGACAACAGCGAGUGUAAAGGGACAGUGGGUCUAACCAGCCGCACUACACAGCAGUAAACUCUAUAGAAGACAGCGGGUAAACAAUUAGCUUAGCAAACAUAACGUGUCGUACGUAACUAAGGUUAGGUAGCUGAAGUUUGCUUCGUUUUUCCUCAUUGAGUGUGUUUACAGGUGUACACACAGCAUGCACUCUGGAUGGUCCACUUGUUUGUCCUACAGCCACGUACAUUAUAUGAUUAAGAUUUGAAGGCAGAUGUGGAUUGAGUGAAACUCUGUCAUCAAUCCCCCAAUACAUCCAUGUGUAUAAUCUUCUUCAAGUUUGACCCCCGGCCUGUAUCCAAAAAUGCCUACAGGCUGAUCUUGGCUGCAAACAGAGAUGAGUUCUACAUCAGGCCGUCCAAAGCUGCAGACUUCUGGGGGAGCAACAGUGAGAUCCUCAGCGGGCUCGACCUGGAAUGUGGUAGAGAAGGAGGAUCAUGGCUGGGGAUCAGCAAGCGGGGCAAGCUGGCUGCGAUCACCAACUACAUGGAAGGACGUGUCAACCCUGAUGUACAAGGAAGAGGAUUUCUCGUGUCGAACUUUCUUAUGGACAAAGAUCUUGACAGCUACUCUUACCUGAAGAAGGUGUCGACAGAAGGCCAUCUGUACAACGGCUUCAACCUCAUCACCGCAGAGUUCAAAGCCAAACAAGACACUGUGUGUUACUAUGGAAACAGAGGCAGCCCUGAACCCAUUCAUCUAAAACCAGCAGGAAUCUAUGGCUUAAGUAAUUCACUGCUGGAAACUCCGUGGAGGAAGCUGCUGCAAGGCAAACGCCACUUCACAAGCGCCGUCAGCGACCAGUCGCUGUCCUGCGAUGGACUGGUGCAAGAGCUGCUCAACGUCCUCAAUAAUGAGGAACUGAACACACCUGAUCCAAUUCAGGAGGGCCAGGGUAAUGGUUACAUCCAGGCUCAGACAGCAGUGUGUGUUCGCACCCCUCAUUAUGGCACAAGGACCAAUACAAUUAUCCUGAUAGACGCAGAAGGUAAUGUGACCUUCACAGAGCGCACCAUGCCCAACUGUGACACAAGUGUAUGGAGCACCAGUUCUUUCCAGUUCAAACUGCAGGUGUGAAGACAUGAUGGAGGAAACCCACUCUGUGCCUUUCUGCGUCACCUUUCCCCCCCCCCCCUCCUCAAGCUGCACCAAAGCAGCGGUGUGAACAUGAAGACUCUUCUGCACUUUUUCUUCAGCUAGUCGACUCUUAACUUCCUCAUCUUGAUUUAAGUUAAAAUGCAUCUUUUGAAAAUGUGUGCUAAUUUAAAAAGAUUGCCAAAGAACAUUUUGUAGAAAAUAUUUUACGUACAUUUCUUAAAAACAGCAGGGUUGGGUCGCUUUAAAAAAUGCUAAAAACGCAAUCAAUACUGUUAUGGAGAAGAUUAUUCUAUCUAAUUUAUUGUUGUUGGUAUCAUAUGUUUACCUUCGAACACAUGACACGGAGUGAACACUUUAUGCACAAUAUCCAGGCUGCAAUUUGAAAUUAUUUUCUGUUUCACCCGAUGGGAGAUCAUCGGGUCGACAGUGUUUUUCUAGAGAAUGUGGACUCUGAUUUAAAUCUACAAUAACUCUUUUUGAAUAUGUGAUUACUGUAAACCUUUAACAGGUAAUGCAUUCGUUAUGCCCCCAACCCAGCACAACAGGAGCCUCAGUGUUGCUUCCAACAACAGAUAACUGACUCUCUGACCACUAAAUGAUGUAUUUUACAGCUGCUUGACAAUAAAAACAAUUAAUCCAAAAACUCA